GGAGGUUCCGCAGAAUAAAACUGACUGGGAGGCUCUUUAAAUUGUUCCAUUUUCUCAGAACGAGAAACGUUAGUAUUUUUCACACUUUAUAAAUGCAUUAACAUGUUGCUCGGUUGUGGAACAGCACUGGGAAGGAUCGUCUUAGUCAUUUUAUUAUGACUAGCGGCUUAAUGAAUUUUGCACUUUUUCUUAAACUUUGAAUCAGCAAAUUUAAUGCGAAAACUUCGCGGUGGAUGUCAGACUUCUGCACAUCUUUUUAGCAAAUCAACAUGUGGCAUGGGACUUUUGGUGUGGGUCACGCAAGAACGUCCUGGAAGAAGAUCUGAAGAGGAGAACAUGAUUCACACGAACUGCAUGAAGAAUUUCCUCGUGUUAAAAUGAAUGAGAAACCCAAUAAAUGGAUUUUCAUCCCAAUUUUAGCCAUUCUUUUUGUCAUGAUUGGGUAUCAGUAUAUUUGCCCAGCAGGCAGUCAGUCUUGUCAUUUUAGGACGGGCGACAAACUCGUGGGGAUCGUUCCACUGUCCACUCCGUACCCCACCAUCGAUGACCUGGACAACGACCAGGACCCGGAGGAAGACAUUCCACCUAUAUGUGUGUCCAAAUUCAACUUUACAGAGCGAGAUCUGACACGCGACGUUGAUUUCAACAUAAAGGGAGACGAUGUGAUUGUGUUUCUGCACAUUCAGAAGACAGGAGGGACCACUUUUGGAAGACACCUGGUCAGGAAUAUCCGCUUGGAACAGCCGUGCGAGUGCAAACCGGGACAGAAGAAAUGCACGUGCCACCGGCCAGGCAAACAGGAGUCCUGGCUCUUCUCGAGGUUUUCCACUGGCUGGAGUUGCGGUUUGCACGCAGAUUGGACUGAACUGACCAACUGUGUGCCUGUGAUUAUGGACAAAAAGCAAUCUCCAAAGCUAAAGAGGAACUUUUACUACAUCACCAUGCUAAGAGACCCUGUGUCACGUUACCUGAGUGAAUGGAAGCACGUGCAGCGUGGUGCCACCUGGAAGACAUCCCUUCACAUGUGUGAUGGGCGCUCACCCACACAGGAUGAGCUGCCCACCUGCUAUAGUGGAGACGACUGGUCAGGGGUCAGGCUGCAGGAGUUCAUGGACUGCCCUUCCAACCUGGCCAAUAACCGGCAGGUGCGCAUGCUGGCCGAUCUCAGUCUCGUGGGCUGCUACAAUCUCUCCACCAUGAACGAGAGCGAACGUAACUCUAUUCUCCUGGCUAGCGCAAUGAGCAACCUAAAGAACAUGGCCUUCUAUGGUCUGACUGAGUUCCAGCGCAAGACACAGUUCCUGUUUGAGCGUACCUUUCAUCUGCGAUUUAUUUCCGCCUUCACGCAGCUCAACAGUACACGGGCUGCCAAUGUGGAGCUGCGCAACGACAUGCGGCGCCGCAUAGAACAACUGAAUUUCCUGGAUAUGCAGUUGUACGAGUUUGCCAAGGACCUGUUCGUGCAGAGAUACCAGUUCACGCGCCAGCGCGAGCGGCAGGAGGAGAGAUUGAAGAGGCGGGAGGAGCGGCGCUGGCUCAGGGAGAGGCGAGUCAUCCAGAACAAGCAACAAAGUGAGGAAAACCAACCUCAGGUCACCACAACUGAAGACUAUGCCAGCCAAGUGGUCCAUUGGUGA
Molecule: messenger RNA, 1637 nt
Organism: Myxocyprinus asiaticus (Chinese sucker)
Lineage: Eukaryota; Metazoa; Chordata; Actinopteri; Cypriniformes; Catostomidae
Product: heparan-sulfate 6-O-sulfotransferase 3-B-like
Exons: 2
Coding region: 378-1637 (419 amino acids)
Cellular component (GO): membrane
Molecular function (GO): heparan sulfate 6-sulfotransferase activity
Source: RefSeq, a predicted model, not a curated record